Molecule: messenger RNA, 3611 nt
Organism: Salvelinus fontinalis (brook trout)
Lineage: Eukaryota; Metazoa; Chordata; Actinopteri; Salmoniformes; Salmonidae
Product: GTP cyclohydrolase 1-like
Exons: 6
Coding region: 177-887 (236 amino acids)
Biological process (GO): tetrahydrofolate biosynthetic process; tetrahydrobiopterin biosynthetic process
Cellular component (GO): cytoplasm
Molecular function (GO): GTP binding; zinc ion binding; GTP cyclohydrolase I activity
Source: RefSeq, a predicted model, not a curated record
UGCUGCAGGUCUGGUAUAUAAACGGAGCGCCGGCCAGGGCCAUGGACAAUCUGCUGCUGGUGACUGCUUGGCGGACAAAAAAACGACAACUAGCGUUUAAAUCAGCAACUUCUUGAGUUAUAAAGGCUGUAUAUUAUUUCUCCUUCUGUCAGAUCGAAUACCAAAAACCAGCGGCGAUGAACAGCCAUUUUACCGGGACCGGGAAGCAGCUGGUGACAGAUUUCUACUAUAAUAACGGUUUCAGUGAGCUGAGCCUCGAGACCAAGAAGACCACGGUACAACAGCGGAAACAGCAUGAGGCGUCCGGUAAAGAUGCUGAGGAUGAGUCCCGGUUACCGGCACUCGAAGCAGCGUACAGCAGCAUCUUGCGGGGGCUCGGGGAAGACACGGACAGGCAGGGGCUCCUGAGGACGCCUCUAAGAGCCGCCAAGGCAAUGCAGUUCCUUACCAAGGGAUACCACGAGGACGUGUACGACAUCCUGAAUGAUGCCAUAUUUGACGAGGACCAUGACGAGAUAGUGAUAGUAAAAGACAUUGAAAUGUUCUCUCUUUGUGAACACCACCUUGUACCCUUUUUUGGCAGGGUACAUAUCGGAUACCUGCCAAAUAAGAAGGUGGUCGGGCUUAGCAAGCUGGCUAGGAUUGUUGAGAUGUACAGUCGGAGGCUCCAAGUCCAGGAGCGUCUGACCAAGCAGAUUGCCAUGGCGAUAUCAGAAGCUCUACAGCCAGCCGGUGUGGCUGUGGUUAUAGAGGCAGCGCACAUGUGUAUGGUGAUGCGUGGGGUUCAGAAGAUGAACAGUCGAACGGUGACCAGCUGCAUGUUGGGGGUGUUCAGAGAAGAUCCAAAGACUCGAGAAGAGUUCCUACGACUCACCAAGACUGCUUAGCAACCACCUCGGACCCCUGACCUCUAACCCCUGCCCUGACCCUGUAAAGCACAUGUUCUAGGGUAGAGUUCCUAAGACUACUCCACACACCUCACAGAAGCCUUAUAUACACACAAGGCAAUGCAAGCUCUCAAACCUGUGUGUGUGUGUGAAUUUCUGUCAGAGUGAGAGGCUAUAAUUAUGGUGCCUUCAGCUCACCUCAGCUAGAAAACCUGACCGUCUUAAAACAUGAUCUCUACUGUAUAGAAAGGUGUAUAUAAACACUAGUUAUAAGCACUAGAUAUGACUAGUUAAGACUGAGAUUUGUGGUGAUACUGGGAGCAGGAAAAUGCCCUACCUCUUACCUUUUUAAAUGCAACUCAUGAACCAGGUUUCCAUUCAACCUUUUUAUGUGAGUAAAGUACAUGUCGGAUAAAAAAAUGUCACAACAGACCUGAUGGAAAUAGCAAAUUUGUCGGUAAACUUCCCAAAUGUCGACUAAACAAAAUACGCUAGACAAGGUGGGAUCUUUUUGUGGCUGUAAAAAUAGUUAUGUGAGGAAUUGCGGUGGGAAACGCCUUUAUGCACAAAUAUUGAUAUUAUAACCAUCUUAUCGAAAGUCAAUUUGGAGUCACGCAAUAUGUUGUGUGGUACUCCCACUACAACUCAGGAAAUAAUGCAGUUUAUUAGGCUACAGAUAAAAUAAGUAAUGAAAUUCACUCCUUUAUAUUAAAUAUCAAGUCUUAUUCUUGUGAUAUGAUGAUCAGUGCUUGGCUGUCAAGACCAGUGGGCACAUACCGGAUAUAACCGAUCAGUUUUGUGACAAAAGCAUCAGCAGAGUUGAAAAAGCAAAUGUUUUUUUUUACUUGUAUAUUUAACCGCAAAAGUAAUUUUUAUGUUCACUACGUCAUCGUGCACAGCCUUUUAUCCGCAACAAGUCAAUUUGAUGGAAAUACAUCUCUGGUGGGAAAAUGUGCAUAUUGUUUAUAUGCAGAUUUUUGAAUAUUCACAUGAAAAUCUGUCACCGAUUGGGUGGAACCUAGUUACUGUCAUCAAGUUGUACUUUUUUAGGACCUCUCUUCUUAUUUUACCUACAGAAUGUAGAAACGAGACGUUUUCACAUAUGUAUGGUGCUGGAGACUUGUAUUUUUAAUUUGACUUAACAUUGACUACCUGUCAAAAGAAAGGUUAAGACCGAGGUCUCUUUUCCAAAUGAGCCCUGUUCAGCACAACAAUACACAUUAAAAUACAAUAAACACAUUAAACUACACAAUUAAAUACAUGUUAUUAUACACAAAAAGCAAAACACAAUCAUAAAAAAUACAUUCUUCAGUAAAAAGGUUCCGGAACAACCAUCUGAAAUGCUCUAGAGGUAUCAAUUCAAAGUUUGAAGUGGAUCGUAUGUAGAUCAUUCCACACUUAAGGUGCAAGGAAAUUAAAGGCUGAUUUAUCUAACUCUAAAAGCCAAAGGAAUCACCAGAGUUAACCAACCCUGUGAUUGGGUUUGAUAACCUUUCAUUUAUAGACAUAAUGACUGAAGUUGAAAAGUGGUGGAAUGUCCCUUUUUAAAGGGACAAUCUGCAGUCACUACAUACAUUUUUGGACUUAUAAAUUAUAAAUUAAUUAUCUAUACUCAUUGAUUCAACUGUUACACCCAAUCAGAACCCAACAUAUAUGCUUGUUUUACUCCAAUGUUUGUAAAUAUAAACAAACACUGUAUAGCCUCAAAACAACCUCUUAAGGAUCGGUCCCUUUUUUUAAAUUUUCGCCUAAAAUGACAUACCCAAAUCGGCCUGUAGCUCAGGCCCUGAAGCAAGGAUAUGCAUAUUCUUGGUACCAUUUGAAAGGAAACACGUUGAAGUUUGUGGAAAUGUGAAAGGAAUGUAGGAGAAUAUAACACAUUAGAUCUGGUAAAAGAUAAUACAAAGAAAAAAAACUACUUUUUUUUUUUUUUGUACCAUCAUCUUUGAAAUGCAAGCGAAAGGCCAUAGUGUACUAUUCCAGCCCAGGUGCAAUUUAGAUUUUUUUUGGCCAGUAGAUGGCAGCAGUGUAUGUGCAAAGUUUUAGACUGAGCCAAUGAACCAUUGAUUUCUGUUCAAAAUGUUGUGUCAAGAUUGCCCAAAUGUGCCUAAUUUGUUUAUUAAUAACUUUAUGUUAAAAACUGUGCACUUUCCUCAAACAAUAGCAUGGUAUUCUUUCACCAUAAUAGCUACUGUAAAUUGGACAGUGCAGUUAGAUUACCAAGAAUUUAAGCUUUCUGCCAAUAUCAGAUAUGUCUAUGUCCUUGGAAAUUUUCUUGUUACUUACAACCUUAUGCUAAUCGCAAUAGCCUACAUUAGCUCAACCAUCCCGCAAUCCUGAAGAACAAUUAUAAUUGUGAUAUCGUGGAUGGUCAGUCCUUGCAUACAUAGCUCGGUCUAUACAUUUUAGAGCGGUUUCAUUUAUCCAGCCCCAUCCCUCAUCUUUUUACCAAAAGUAAUUUUUCCAACAGCAGAUUAGCCUGUUAAGACUCCAUCAUGUUUCAUCUGUAUGUGGUACAAAGGAAAAUAUUUGUAACUAACAUUUGUAAAAAAUAAAUAUAUUUCAGCACUGGUCAGCAAAAGCAUCUCUACAGUUUAUAAGCCAACACGUGUUCUAUAUCUAUAUUUCCUACUAUGUGUCUAACAAUGUUUUCCUCUAUGUUGCCAUUUGUUUUCAUGAAUCAUCAUUAUGUCGUGUUCUCUCAAUUAAACUAGAUCACCACAA